AUGGCAUCCCAAGAAGUGGCUGCAGCAAAGGUGGCAUCGAUUUUCAUAUAUCCAAUCAAAUCCUGCCGUGGAAUUUCUGUCUCUGAAGCACCUCUUGCAUCCACUGGUUUUAGGUGGGAUAGAUUGUGGAUGGUUGUGAAUUCUAAAGGCAGGGCAUAUAGUCAAAGAGUUGAGCCAAAACUUGCUCUAGUUGAGGUAGAAAUGCCAAUAGAAGCAUUUUCUGAUGUUUGGGAACCAAAUAACAAUUCCAUCUUAGUUGUCAGGGCCACAGGCAUGGAUUUAUUGAAGAUUCCGCUGGCCGAACCAUCUACAAUAGCAGAUGGAGUCUCAAUCUGGGAGUGGGCUGGCGGGGCACUUGAUGAGGGAAAUGAAGCAUCAGAGUGGUUCUCCAGAUUUCUUGGCAAACCAAGUCGGCUAGUGCGUUUUAAUGAAGCAUCAGAAACCAGGCCUGUCUACUCUGAUCCUGUCCGCAGUUAUAAGAUUAAGUUUAAUGACAUGUAUCCUUUUCUCCUGGCAUCUCAGGGAUCAUUGGAUGCAUUAAAUGAUCGUCUGGAGGAACCUAUACCCAUGAAUCGGUUUAGACCUAAUAUACUUGUUGAAGGAUGUGAGCCAUUUUCUGAGGAUUUGUGGAAGGAGAUCAGCAUAAACAGAUUAACAUUCUAUGCUGGCGAGCUAUGCUACCGCUGUAAGAUACCAAGCAUCAAUCAAGAAACAGCAGAAGCAGGUUCAGAGCCCACGGAGACGCUGAGAAAGUUUCGUUCAGACAAAGUCCUGUGUCCAGAUAAAAAACCACAGGGGAGGGUUUACUUUGGAAAAAUGUUAGUUUGCAAAGAUUCACUUACUCAAUGGAAAUCGAAGAAAAUACAAGUGGGAGAUCCUGUUUAUAUUCGCGAAUUAUUACCUUCCUAUAACGAUGCAGCAGCUUGACCUUAAUAUGUUCCAUGUACAGAUUCUGCCCACUUGCCCUGCCUUGAAACCAUGCAAGUAUAAUGGUCAAACAUUUUAUGUUUGCAAAGAUGUGUUUUAAACUGUAACCCUUCGUUAUAUGUUUACCAGUCAAGCUAGUUGUAAAACUUUUCAUCUGAUGUUAA
Messenger RNA from Coffea eugenioides, 1091 nucleotides. Its product is annotated as mitochondrial amidoxime-reducing component 1-like. Gene Ontology annotation, molecular function: molybdenum ion binding; pyridoxal phosphate binding; catalytic activity. The record is from RefSeq and is a predicted model, not a curated record. The transcript has 8 exons. NCBI's taxonomy places the organism in Eukaryota, Viridiplantae, Streptophyta, Magnoliopsida, Gentianales, Rubiaceae. The coding region runs from base 1 to 927 and encodes 308 amino acids.